AUGAACUCAAUUGAUAAUGAUGAAAUGAAAUCAACUGUUUUGAUUUCUACUGAUCAGAUUCAGCAACAACAAGAACCAAUAAUCAUUGAUCUUGAAAACGAAUCCACGUCAACAUCUCCAUUUAUAUCUUCGUCAAUUCUUGUCAAUGACAAUUGUAUUAAAAAAACGAAUCAAAUUAUACAUGUUGCAUCAUCGGAACCAUCAUCUUCGAAGCAAAUAAAUAAUCAUCGUACAAUGGGAUAUUUAUCUCGAUGGGAAAAAGAACCUGAAACAUAUUAUCGAACUAUGAUUUUGAAUUCAUCAGGUGAAUUACAGGAAAGCCGUCAAUGUUGGCUUCGAAAAAAACAAGAUGAAAAUGGAAAAAUUACAAUUGGUUGUUUUCUUUGUAACAAAUACCAAAUGAUAAAGAAUGCGAAUGGAAAAAUAAAUCCAUGGGCAACGUAUGAUUAUUCAGUGUUAGCAUUAAAUAAAAUUAAAGAACAUGGAUUAUAUAAUGAAAAACAUAUUGAAGCUCAAGAACUUGAAUUAAAUAGUAAAUCUAAAAUUCAGCCUGAUUGGAAAACAACUCAAUCGAUGAUCUACACAAAACAUCAACAAUCUAUUCAAAACCUAAUGUUUACUGCUAUUUUUAUUUGUCAACAAUAUCAUCCACUUAAUAGUUUUGAACCACUAUGUGAUCUUCAAGAAAAGAAUGGAGUAAAUCUACUUCCUGCAGAAGUAUCUGGUAUUAAUUACAGAAAUGAUUGUGCUGCUUUGUGUUUUCUUCAAUAUACUGCUCGAAUUUUACAUCAAGAAUUAGUUGAAAAAUUGAAUCAAAGUCCAAUACUAGGUUGGUUAAUAGAUGAAUCCACGUCUCGUACUUGUGAAAAAAGCUGCAUCGUUUAUGCUCGUUAUGUGGACAAUUACGAACAAAAAACUGAUUUUUAUGGUUUAAUAAAUAUGAAUGGAGAUGGAACGGCUCAACAUAUUGUUGAUAAACUAGGUGAAUUAUGGGAUGAAGAUGGAAUUAAGAUGAAAAAAACGUGUUGGUUAGCUACAGACAACGCUUCAACUUUUACCGGAAUUCACAAUGGUGUUGCAGCUAAAUUGAAAAAAAAAUAUGGAAUUGAUUAUCUUGAAUUAAAUACUUGUGCUGCUCAUUCAUUUGCACUAGUUGGUAGUCAUGCUGGAAAAGAACUUGUUGGUGAUGGUACAAAUCGUGUUCGAACUCGAGAAGAUGUAGCUCAAUUUGAAUCAAACUUAGGAUAA
Messenger RNA from Rotaria sordida, 1248 nucleotides. The record is from the annotation of a GenBank genome assembly. Lineage: Eukaryota; Metazoa; Rotifera; Eurotatoria; Philodinida; Philodinidae.